This is a messenger RNA of Corythoichthys intestinalis (scribbled pipefish), 5004 nucleotides long. RefSeq names its product sodium/potassium/calcium exchanger 1. Lineage: Eukaryota; Metazoa; Chordata; Actinopteri; Syngnathiformes; Syngnathidae. The record is from RefSeq and is a predicted model, not a curated record. Bases 349 to 1950 code for a protein of 533 amino acids. The transcript has 4 exons.
AGAGAGAGAGAGAGAGAGAGAGGAGAGAGAGAGAGGAGGACGUCUGUGAGGAUUUGGCGCCGUUGGCGUCUUUUGAGCGCAACGCACAACAAGCUGAUUAUUAGCGGGGCGAGCUGCGAACGGAUUUACGCGCACGGAAGCAGGAGUCGGGAGGAAUAUUAGGAUGCUGAGUACCUUCCCUCUCCGCUAUUCUUCUCCACCCUGACUUCCAUGAGCUGAGAGCGCCACCUGACGGGAGGAACCAAUCGCGAGCGAGCGCCAGGAAGAGGAGCGGGCAGAAGGCCGGGCGAGGAAAGAAGAAAAGACACUUUUCCGGGGCGGGCUCGCACUUUGUGUCCGCGUAGGGAAAUGGCGGCAACGGAAGCCGACGCGGCGCCCGCCGUCCAAGAAGACGGCAAGAGUCCGGAGAGCGAGCGGACGGAGGCGGAGCAACCUGCGGAAAAAGACGGCGCGGCCGUCAACAGCGAGGCCGUCCCUACCGAAGAGACGGCGGAGAACGCCGAGGAGGCCGGAGCGGCCGGCGGCGACUCGGCGCCCCCUCAGAGCGCCGAGAACCACGAGCACAAGACCUCCUUCCUGGACUCCUUCCUGAACAAGAGCGGUCUGGGGAAGGUGAUGUCCGGGAGGAAAAAGAAAGAGGACGGCGCCGCCGAGGGGACGGAGAAAGACGCGGAGAACGAGGCGGCGGAGCCGGAAGCCGAAGCGGCGGAGAAAGCGCUGGAAAACGGCGAGAAGGACGAGGAGAAAAAGAGCAAAGAGUCCAAGUCCUCGGUCCGGGAUCUGAUCCGGAAGCCGGUGGCUAAGAUCUUCUCGCACCGGAGCGCGGAGAAGAAAGACGGCUCGGAAGCUCCCAAACCGGUUCGCUCCAGGUCUCUGGAUCGCCUGGAGGAUCCUCAAGCGCUCAGCACCGAGGAGGCGGACGGCGGCGCGGAGGGCGGAGCCGAAGCGGAAACCGAAGCGGAGGCGGAGCAGAAGGCGUCCUCCUCGUCCGCCACCAAGCACAUGAAGCGCUGGCACUCUUUCAAGAAGCUCAUGGCCCAGAAAACGCACAAGAGGAGCGUCGGCGAAGAGGGCGCCGACGGAGAAGGAGGCGGAGACUCGUCCACGUUGGACUCCAAGGAGUCGGGACAAAAGAGGUGGAAGCUCAAGCGUUCCUGGACCUUCCAGGGACUCAAGAGGGAUCCGUCCGUGGUGGGCAUCAGCGGGAAGACCAAGAGCGGAGAGAAAGAGCAGGAGGCGCCCGACGGCGAGGAAGAGGGCGGCGAAGGAGAGAAGGCGGAGGGGAGCGAGGAGGACAAGGCGGCAGCGGCGGGGGGCACCGUCACGCAACACGCCAACGAGAUCUGGACCUCCUUUAAGAAGCGAGUCAUCCCCAAGUCCAAGCGGGCAAACACCGAGUGCCAACCUGGCGGGGAAGAUGACGCAAACGCCGGAACCGCCUCAGGCGAAGACGGCGCGACGGAGGACGGAAAAGACGCCAAGUCGGCCAAAGCCAAGCGCUCCCACUUCGGCCGUGCCGUCUCCCUCAAAAACUUCAUCCUCCGCAAAGGCAAGUCCACCAGCGUGGACAUGGGCGACGCCGCCAAGGAAGAAGAAGCGACGCCCGCCGAAGAAGGCGGCGACGGCGACGCCGGUGGAGACGGCGAAGGCGACGGCGAAGCUAACAAACCGACCGAAGCGGGAGACGCCGGCGAAGCUAGCGAAAGCGUCGCCGACGACGGCGAGGCGCGGCAGGAAGCCGAGAAGACGCCCGUCGCCAACGGCGAGAACGGCUGCGAGAACGGGACGGCCGAGGACGACGCCCACGACGAGCGACCGGACCGGGAGGAGGAGAACAGCCCGCUGAAGAAGAGCAAGGAGGUGGGCGGAGCCAAGGAAGAGACCAACGCCAAGGUCAUCAACGCCGCGGCGCCGCCCGUGAACAGCGACAAAAAGGCGGGAAGCGCGUGAGGCCGCACAAAGAGGAUUAGAACUUCGCUGAGCAAGGAGCUCUGAGCCCCGCCCACCCCACCACACACACCCACAAUCCCUCCCUCCCAAAUCCUUCCUUGCACCCCCCACCCGCCCUGGCCCCGCCCCCAAUCAGGUGUUAAGAGGAAAAGAUGCGAACUACUCGGAAAGCAAUAAUUCACGUCCCGUCCCGUCGUUUGAUUUCCUCUGCUUGUGUGUGACAUUUUAUUUUGCAGAAAUGUCAAGUUAGAAAACAACGUCCAACUUCCUGUCCGUGCCGAGCCCUGAUUGGUGGAUUAAAAAAAAACAAACAAACGAGAGUGUUAGUUUUCUAUCGAAAGCCGUUAUGCUUUGUAGCCCCACCCCUUCCCCCCGCCCCAAUCCAUCCAAGAAUAGUUUGGACUCCAGUACAUAGACUGCUCCAGUAAAUAGACAGCCCCGAAGACUGCCCUCCUUAUCCCCCCGACCCCCCCACAACACUGCGAUGUCUCCAGCUGCGUGUUGAGUGUUUAGACUGUUCUGUCGUGGACAUGAUGAUGUAAAAGACUAAAAAAAAAAAAAACAACAAAAAUAAACAAUUAACUCGUUGGCUGCCAUUGACAGCGCUGGACGUCCAUUUUUUUUUUUGAACAGCAAAAAAAAUUCCCCAUUCAUUUUCAAUGGAAAAAAAAAAUGUUGUCCAAUUCACAUCAUUCAAAAACAGAAAAACAAUUGACAAAAUUAAGGCAUUCAAAAGUUAUCGGUUUCAUCAAUUAAGUCAACAUAAAAAGCUUCCCAACAUAUUUCCAAUGGGGCAUACAACACUUAUGAAAAUGUUAAUAUAUUUUUUCUUUAUAAAAUCAACAGGAAGUGACCCAAAAAUGUCUCGACAUCAACAGGAAGUGACUGUAUAUCAAGAGAAAGUAAACCUGAAACACCCCCAAUUUAAAGAAGUAACCCCGAAAAUGUGACCUGGGCCAUGUGGCAAAAUGGAUUUUGCCUUGUAACAUUUUUUUUGCCAUGUGGCAAAAUGGAUUUCGCCUUGUGGCAUUUUUGUCUCAAAAUCAAAGAGAAGCGGCCCAGAAUGCUCCCAAACACAGGAAAUGACCUGUAAAUACCCCCAAAUCAACAGAAGGCAACCUAAUAAUGCCACAAGACCAACUGGAAGUGACCCCAAAUCAACAGGAAGUGACCUAUAUAGAUUAUAUAUAUUUGUAUAUUACCCAUUUAGCCACGUGGCAAAAAAAAAUGCUGUAUGGGAAAAUCCAUUUUUCUACAUGGCAAAAAAAGCCACAUGGCAAAAUCCAUUUAGCCACAUACCAAAAAAAUGCCAUAUGGGAAAAUCCAUUUUUCCACAUGGCAAAAAAAAAAAAAGCCACGUGGCAAAAUCCAUUUUGCCACAUGGCAAAAAAACAAAACAAAAAAAAAGCCACAUGGCAAAAUCCAUUUUGCCAAAUGGAAAAAAAAUGCCACAUGGCAAAAUCAAUUUUUACUACAUGGCAAAAAUCCCAUUUUGCCACAUGGCAAAUACCACUUUUGUUACUCACUGUCACUUCUCCAGCAGGGCAGAGAAUGAAAAGUGGUAUUUGCCAUGUGGCAUUUUUUUUUUUUUUUUGCCAAGUGGCAUUUUUUUUGCCAUGUGGCAAAAUGGAUUUUGCCUUGUGACAUUCUUUUUGCAAUGUGGCAAAAUGGAUUUUGCAAAAUCCAUUUUGCCACCUGGCAAAAAAAUGGCAUUUUUGCCUCAAAAUCAAAGAGAAGUGGCCCAGAACGCUCCCAAACACAGGAAAUGACCUGUAAAUACGCCCAAAUCAACAGAAGGCAACCUAGUAAUGCCACAAAACCAACAAAAGCAACUGGAAUCGACCCCAAAUCAACAGGAAGUGACCUAUACACGCAUAUUUCUAUAUGACCCAUUUAGCCACAUGGAAAAAAAACAAAACAAAAAGAAAGCCAUAUGGCAAAAUCCAUUUUGCCAAAUGGAAAAAAAAAUGCCACAUGGCAAAAUCAAUUUUGCCACAUGGCAAAUACCACUUUUGUUACUCGCUGUCACUUCUCCAGCAGGGCAGAGAAUGAAAAGUGGUAUUUGCCAUCUUGUGGCAUUUUUUUUUGCCAUGUGGCAAAAUGGAUUUUGCCUUGUGACAUUCUUUUUGCAAUGUGGCAAAAUGGAUUUUGCAAAAUCCAUUUUGCCACCUGGCAAAAAAAUGGCAUUUUUGCCUCAAAAUCAAAGAGAAGUGGCCCAGAAUUUCUAUAUGACCCAUUUAGCCACAUGGCAAAAAAAAAAAAAAAUGCCACAAGACAAAAUCCAUUAUUCCACAUGGCACAAAAAAUGCAUGGCAAAAAAAAAAAAAAAAAAAAAAACACAAGGCAAAAUCUAUUUUGUCACAUGGCAAAAAAAUGCCACGUGGGAAAAUCAAUUUUGCUACAUGGCGUGGCAAAAAAAAAAAAAAAAUGCCACAUGGCAAAAAUCCCAUUUUGGCAAUUACCACUUUUGGUACUUGCUGUCUCUUUGAAAAGUGGUUUUGCCAUAUGGCAUUUGUUUUUGCCAUGUGGCAAAUUUCUUCCACAUACUGUAGAUUUGCAAAAUCCACUUUGCCACAAAAAAAUGACCAAAAAAAAUGCCACAUGCCAAAAGAAAAAAAAAUGCCACACGGCAAAUACCAUUUUUUGUUCUCGGCCCUGCUGCCCAAAUACAGGAAGUGACCUGUAAAUGCUCCGAAAUCAACUGGAAGUGACCCAAAAUCAACUCCACCCCUCAAAAAUAAUAGGGAGCCAAAAUGAACAGGAAAAGACCUGUGAAUGGCCCCUAAAAUCAAUAAGAAGUGACCCAAAACUGGUUAAUAUAUCACUGUCAAUGGCAGCUAAUGAGUUCAUUAUGCAGGACCAGGAGUGCCAAAAUCAACUCAUUCACUCAUUGGCUGCCAUUGACAGCAACAGACGUCCAAUCCUUUCCGCUUCCAACGGAUUGGACGUCUACUACUGAUAAAACUCAUUUGCAAAAGGAUGACUGGACGUCUAUCUUUGUCAAUGGCACCGAGUUAAUUAAAAAAAAAAAAACAAACAAAAAAAAAAACGAAU